AUGUCAAAUUCUAAUCAGCAAAGACCUUAUGAAGAAGAAAAUUACCCUAUUUCACCUGAAAUAAUAUACUAUGCGCCUAAUUAUUUUCCUAUACCUGAUAAUUAUACUAUUAAAACUACCUGGGGUCGGGCUAAUAACAGCUGUACUAUUCAAUGUUCUAUUUAUUAUGUAGAAAAAAAACCUCAUUACUUAAUUUGUUUUGGAGAUAAUUUACAAUAUCAAGUUUUUCAGCUCAAUCACCAUUUGAUGCUUCUGUUGAACUACACAAAGAGAACUGCUGUUUCUGGUGUUCAUCUUUUUGGACUUCAAUUAAAAUGCAUUAAUAGAAAUCACAAAGGUAGACCACGUGAAUUGAAACUUCAUAAAGAAUCAAGCAAAACUACACAAAUUAAACGUGCAAAAGGUCUUGCAAAAAAAGAACAGGUGCACUUUGAAAAUACAAUUAAAGAUUUUUACAAUCCCAAAGAUCGUGUAUUUUUAAAGGCUUUAGAUUUUACUGUAGAAAAUAAAGAAUACCAUGUAAAAUUUGGUAAUGAGAAUUAUGUUAAAAAAAAACAAAAAUUGCAAUCAAUUGCAUAUGUACAAGACAAAUUAAAUUCUACCAUUGUGCAAGAAGGACCUUCAGAAAAACCUUAUAUAACUGAUCCAUUGAUUAUUGAACAAGUUAUUAAUGCAACUGGAAAAGAUGCUUACCGAAGUGUUAAAAAAAUUCUUGAAUAUAUAAUACCAUCAUAUGUUGAAAAAGGAAUAUUAGAUCCUGCAAUACCAACUAUUUAUCUUCGAAUAUCUGGAAGUGAAAAUUAUCCAACUCUAAAAGUUGCAGCAAAUGCUCUUACUCAGGAAUUGCAAGAACUGAGUAAUAGUGAUGACAUUUUGGAUAACAUAUUACAUACUGAAGGAAGUUCUCAAAAAACUUCACCACUAUGGAAUUAUUCAAGUAAUACUACUAUUGAACGGCAUCUUUUAAAUAAGCAUAACAUAAUAAUUCCAAAGGUCAGAAAGCAAACAACAUUAAAUUUCAAAUGUACAGACCCUUGGCCUGCAAAAGAAAAAUUUGAGCGAGAUAAAGCAGUUGUUAUUUGGAUUAGGCUGGAUCAAAUUGAUAAUCUGUUUAACAUUAUCACAAGAUUUAAAAACCGGGAGGCUUAA
Rhizophagus irregularis DAOM 181602=DAOM 197198 is the source of this 1149-nucleotide messenger RNA. The record is from RefSeq and is a predicted model, not a curated record. NCBI's taxonomy places the organism in Eukaryota, Fungi, Glomeromycota, Glomeromycetes, Glomerales, Glomeraceae.